UAUUCAUUUAGCGACUCCUUUCUACUACCUUUUUAUCUAAGGAUUGCGCGGCCAAAUCAAAGCAAUAUGGCGGCUUGACAUAAUAAUUUUUGAUACGGAAUAUAUUAUUUUGAUUGUAACGAAAUAAUCGUCCCGCAGUUCUAUUAAAUUAUUCUUUGGUUGAAAAUUAACACGAAAGUACGUUGCCGCGUAGAAAUAUCAAGCGAAACGUGGUCACGAGCCGGUCGUGGGCAAAGGUUCCGCGAUUUAAAACUGAAUAGUGCUUCCAAAAUUUAUUUUAUUAAUAGACGCAAAGAUGUCCCUAAUUACUGAAUUAAACUAGUAUCGUUGUGCAGUGAGGCUUAGUGUUGAUCACCAGUUUUCUAUGAAGAACUAUGUCGUCUACACAAAGCAAAAUGCGAGGUCCAGGAAGACCACCAAAAUCAAAAAACUCUUGUACAUGGUGCGGAGAAACUAAACAGCCUUUGAAAUAUGUUCUUCCUACGCAACACGGGAAAAAAGAAUUUUGUUCUGAGACCUGUUUAUCCGAAUUUCGCAAAGCUUAUGUGAGAGGAGCCUGCGUUCAAUGUGACAACGUUAUUAGAGGUACACCGGUGAGAUUGGAACAGAAAGAUGGACCGACGAAAGAUUUUUGUUCUUCGUUUUGUUUAAAUAAACAUCAGAAGAAAGAGGGACAAACCGAAGCAAAGAAAAACAAUAGGGACCAAUCAUCACCUUCACCAUCAAUUUCACCAGGAUUGUUAAGUGGAAAUAAUGUUCCAUCUACAACUCAGUCUUUCACAAAUGCUAAUAACCAUACAGCCAUGUCUCAUCCACCCUCGACUUCUACUGGUCCAUUUCAGUACGAAACAUAUCAAACUUUUGAUUGGGAUCUCUACUUGAAAGAAACAAAUAGUCAAGCUGCACCUAUCGAAUGCUUUAAACAGCAUGAAGUCCCACCGAUUAACGAAUUCAAAAUGGGUAUGAAGUUGGAAGCCCUUGAUCCUCGUAACUUAACAUCGACUUGCAUUGCGACUGUAGUCGGUGUUCUCGGUCCGCGACUCAGAUUAAGACUGGAUGGCUCGGAUAAUAAAAAUGAUUUUUGGCGUUUGGUUGAUAGCAACGAAAUUCAUCCCAUCGGCCAUUGCGAAAAGUCUGGUGGCAUGUUACAGCCCCCGUUAGGCUUCCGAAUGAAUGCUUCCAGUUGGCCCAUGUUUCUUUUAAAGACUUUAAACGGGGCAGAGAUGGCACCUGCAAAAGUAUUCAAACGUGAACCGAAAACACCGCGUUCCAAUAUGUUCGAAGUCGGGCAUAAAUUAGAAGCCAUAGAUAAAAAGAAUCCGCAACUUAUAUGCACAGCAACUGUUGGCGCUGUUAAAGACGAUAUGAUUCACAUUACAUUCGACGGCUGGAGGGGUGCUUUCGAUUACUGGUGCCGCUUUGACUCUAGGGAUAUCUUUCCUGCUGGAUGGUGUUUUAAAAGUGGUCAUCCGUUACAGCCUCCAAGACAAAAAUCAACAGGGCCUAACAGAUUUAAAUCAAGGACCAGUAAUGUCUUACCGGUAAUGGCGAUAUCUGGUGGAGGCACUAACGGAGAACCAGCCGUUGCUUUGGUAAGCCCUGCAGGUUCCAGUGCUCCUCCGCAACCAGCUACAGAACCUGAUACUAGUACAGCUAAUACCAAACCACAUUCUCUAGAGAAUGUUACAAUUUAUGUAAACCACAAUUGUACUUGUGGUCCUUACUUUGAUCCUCGUAAAGUAAAAGCUAUGCCAGCACAAUUUGGCACCGGUCCCAUAUUAAAUGUUACAAGAGAUAUAUUUCAAGCUUUCCUGAUGGCAGCAAUGAGUCCAAGACAAAUGUUAAGCUUAUUAAAACGUGGUGAAGGAGAAACCAUAAGCUUAAUUUUAGAGAGUAAACCUACUUCUGUUAGGUUACCAAUAUUUAUGGAGGAGGAGGAUUUUUACAUAUACAUAAGGCGGCAACUUGAAGAUCUUUGCGCGUGCGAGCACAUGUUGUUCAGGAGAAAGGAAUCUUGUAAUAAAUGUCCAAAUACCCAGCAACCACAAUCUACGAACAGCGAAGAAACAGUUGGCACUGGUACAACUAAUAGCACUACUACCGCAGAGAAAAGAAGAUGGCAAUCUCAAAGUCAACAAAAUUUAUCGUCGAGUAUCCAGCAACAGCAAAUACAACAGAAUUCUGUGCCAAGUAUGAAUAAUUCGACACUGUCGUCCCCAACAGCUAUGAAACAACCUAGGAAAUCCGUUCCAGAACUUGAAGCUGCAACGUCAACCACUCAGUCAGAAAGUUCUAUGAAUCGUACAGCUUCUACUGAACCAGCGGAAUGGACUAUCGAAGAUGUAAUACAUUAUAUUGGUGUCACUGAUCCUGCGUUAGGGCAACAUGCAGAUUUAUUCCGGAAACACGAAAUUGAUGGGAAAGCUUUAUUACUUUUAAAUUCUGAUAUGAUGAUGAAGUAUAUGGGACUGAAACUUGGGCCAGCACUUAAAAUAUGCAAUUUGGUAAAUCGUAUUAAAGGUAGAAGGCAUAUUCUUCUAUGACUUUGUUAAACAUCAAACUAUGUAUAGUGAGUUGAAUCAACCCAUUACUUAAACUGGCUGGUCAAAUUUGUUUUCAUUAUUGAAAACAAAGUAAUAUAUAAGUUGUUAAAAUAAUGUGAAUAUAUUGAUUAUAAACUUUUGGAACCUAUUCAUUUGUCAGUUAUCAUAGACUUUAAGUAAAAGAAAUCAAAGUUUAAUUUUAUUUUAAUGUUUAAAUAGUUACAUUCUUAAAGAAAUAUAAAAAUUACGUUAGUUACGUGA
Molecule: messenger RNA, 2804 nt
Organism: Nomia melanderi (Alkali bee)
Lineage: Eukaryota; Metazoa; Arthropoda; Insecta; Hymenoptera; Halictidae
Gene: Scm
Product: Polycomb protein Scm
Biological process (GO): negative regulation of DNA-templated transcription
Cellular component (GO): nucleus
Molecular function (GO): chromatin binding; zinc ion binding; histone binding
Source: RefSeq, a predicted model, not a curated record